UUGCUAAAAGUCCACGAAGCCACCCAUCCAUCCACCGCCUUUCGCAUUCACAGAUACUAACAGAAAUCUAGUGAAGUGGACGCGAAGAAACGAAUUCAACCUCCCCCCUCCUAUAUCCCUCUCUCUCUCUCCCUCAAUCACUUGUAAGUUGUCAGUCUAACCAGCCAUCCCAUCUCUCUCUCUUUAUCUCUCUAACUAGGAGUUGUCCAAAUAAAAAGCACAUUCUUGUUGCCAUCUUUCAUUCAUCCAAUCCUACCGAGUGCAACGUUUUCCAAAGUGAACAUGGAGAAAGAAGUAGGAGGAGGAGGAGGAGGAGGAAUGCAAGUGACGAGGACAAGGAGGGCGGAGAUCGAUACAAGGCAACCGUUCCGCUCCGUCAAAGAGGCAGUUGCGUUGUUCGGAGAAAAAGUUCUUGCCGGAGAGCUCUAUGCCUCCCAGCUCAAACAGAUGCAGAACGAAGCAAAUGAAAAUGGGCAUGGCCCCGCAUUAUCCAGAAUUGGAACUGUGAGAGCAGAACUAGAGGACACAAAACAAAGCCUCCAAAAAGCCAGACAAGAAAGUGAGCUCAUGGAAAACUGCCUCUCUUCUCUAAAACAGGAGCUCGAACGCACAAAGCGAGAGCUCCAGCAACUGAAGGAACGGGAGUACGAAAAACACUUCAUCGAAACGGAGAUUGAAGACGUUAGGAUUGUCGACGAAGACUCGACCAAGUUUACAACCAAAACACAAGCAUCUGGUGAGGAAGAUGAAAGUUUUGAGUUCCAAAAGAAAAGAUAUGUGACAUUUGGAAAUCCACCUUCUCGGUCUCAAGUGAUGAUUGCACAAGGUGGUGUUGAUCAAACAUUGGAAAGACACCAUUCUCUCACGAAAAAGAAAAAGAAGCCCAUGAUUCCUCUGAUCGCAGGGAUCUUUUCUAAGAAGAAAGGAAGCUCACAGGUUGCUUAUGCUUGAUGCAACAUACAUGCCCACACAUACUUCUUGGCUCCAAGAGGAUUGUAUUUCAACCCUUUUUUGUACAAGUGUAUUUUGUAUGUUUCAGUUCUUUUAACCUAUUAUGUAAAUUUGGCUUGAGAUAAGAUGAAAUUGUAAUGUUGUACGUGGAUUGAUUAUACCA
Molecule: messenger RNA, 1114 nt
Organism: Malus domestica (apple)
Lineage: Eukaryota; Viridiplantae; Streptophyta; Magnoliopsida; Rosales; Rosaceae
Product: WEB family protein At1g75720
Biological process (GO): chloroplast accumulation movement; chloroplast avoidance movement
Cellular component (GO): cytosol
Source: RefSeq, a predicted model, not a curated record